AUGCCACAUCAUUGCAGAAAGGAGAAAGACAAAGAACUACGAAAAGCCAGAACUGAAAUUGAAGAACACAAUUGUCUUAAAUUUGUAACGAAAAAGCAGUUAGAAGAAUUGGAAAAAGAAAAUUCCAGGUUAAAGAAAGACAUUCCUGUUAGGGAAACAGAAAUUCAAAAGUUGAAAAAAGAGUUGAAAGUUACAGAACAAGCAAAAGUGAAAGAAAGGGACAGUGAAAACAACAGACAACAGGCAGGCAACACCAUAAAAGAAAAUACAGAAGAAAUUGCAAGGCUAAAGAAUGAUCUGCUGGAAAUUAAAAGAUAUUGCAAAGAUGUUUUUGAAAAACUGGACCAGAAAGACAAGAUGAUUAGUCAGCUACAGGAAAAACUGAAUAUACCUACUGGAGAAAGGAACCCAACUCCAACCACAAGAUAUGGCGCGGUGUCAAAGACAGACACACUUCAGUUUCUAUCCCGUUAAAUUCAUGGACUGUUGCAUGAAUAGAAGAAAAGUUAUAUAUAACAACAAUAUGGUGUUUACUGUAUUUGUAAAUGUUUCGUCAAAGCAAAUCGUUUCAUAUUUGCUAAUUAUUGUACAUAAACAGUACUAGGAUAAAGUAAAUUGUAGCUAAGAUGUAUCAGUAUUUUAAACAGAUUAAUUGAAAUUAAUCAGAAAUGGUAUGACUAUAAUGCAAAAUAAUUUUGGUGCCGGUGGUAAGCAACUUAGAUAAUGAUAAACGGUAAAACGUAGAAAUUAUUUCGUACGCUAGUCUUUUGCGAUGACCAUCUUUUUUGUUUGUUUGUUUGUUUUGGGUUUAAACCGUUUUUAACAGUAUUUCAGUUAUGUAAUAACGGCGGGCUGUUAACCUAGCCAGUGUACCUGGAUUCUGUACCAGUACAAACCUGUUCUACGCAAGUAGCUGCAAACUUCCUCACAUGAAUCAGAGGUGGAUGACGAAUGAUUUCAGACACAUGGUCUUUUAUCAAAUCGUCAUGGAGAACAUACGCUCCGGGCUCGAACUCACAAUAUCGAGAUCCGCAGAUUUUUGCUUUCCCUGUUGAGCUAAAUGGGCGGGCUUACCGUCUUUUACGAUAAAAAAUAUUUUAGCUAUUCACGACUGGCCGCACACUAGUUUCGUUUGACAUACAACUCUGAACAUGUUUGACAGUGUAUUUCAGACUAGCUUUUAAUAAUGAGAGGCCUUUAAUGGAAUUUUAAGUGAAUUUAUGCUAUGUUUAUAGCCAGAUAUAUAAUAAAAUCGAUAUGAAGAUCUUUUGGAAAUGUAUGAUGCAACCAAACAAAAUAAUAGCACUCGGUGUGAACGAAUCUGUUCACGAGAGGUAAUCAAGUCACUUGGUACCGGUUUAAUCUGAACUCUACCACAUAGAUAUUGAAUAGACCCUAUGUUCCUAAAGGACCAGAGAUAACACACUGAAUCCAGGGACGGGGAGACAUUUUACGGCCACCACACAGCAAGAUAAAGAUUGCUCUUGUGAUAUUUAAUAAAAUCUAUAUGAAGAUCCUUUGGAAGCAUAGAAUGCAUUCAAGCAUAGUAUCAGGCAAUUUUGGUCAAGAAGUGAGGUUACCAUAAUGUACAUCUUUCAUGGCAGCAGGAGGGCGAUUUUAUCAUCGUGCUCAGCCAUGUCGGCUCAAGGUCAAGGUCACAACUCAAUGUCAAAUGUUUGAGCUUUCAGUUCUGUGUCCAGUCUGUAUCUCAUAAACCCUUUGAAUGAUUUUCAUGAAACUUGGGUCAAAUGAUCACCAAAUCAAGACAAUGUGCAGAAUUGUUUAGUCAAUCAUGUUGACUCAAGGUCAAGGGCAUAACUAAAGGUCAAAGGUUUGAGUCUUCCAUUUUUUGUCCCCUCUGUAUCUUCUGAACCCAUUGAAGGAUUUUAAAAUGACUGAGCUGCAAUAUUCCUCUUAUCAAGACGGUGUGCAGAACUCAAAACUCACAUAAUACCAGCUCAAGGUCAAGGUCACAACAGAAAUGUUGUUUGAGCCUUCAAUUUCCUGUCCGCUCCUUUACUGCUAAGCCACUUGAAGGAUUUCCUUGAAACUUCUGCCAAGUGUUCACCUUGUUGAGAUGGUUUGCAAAACUUAAGAGUCAGUCAUGCAGACUCAAGGCAAAAGUCACAACUUAAAGUAUUGGUGUCGUCAUACAUGGACUAUAAAAUCUACUUAACAAUGUCAAUUGCUUUCACCCAAUACCAUCAGGUUGACCCGUUCACUAUCCAUAACAUUGGCGGGGGAUUUAGCUGUCUUUCAGACUGCCUUUUUCGGCGAACGCCGUCUAAAUUCGUUUUCGUUACCUAUGCCACGUGACUUCAGUUUGCAAAUCAAACUACUUGAUAACGCAUUAUAGAUAAUAUAUCAAAAUGGAAGAUUUAUGCAACACUCUGCCUGAUUGGACGAGAGUGUCAAUUUCUUUCACUCUGUUGAUUGUGCUACGCUGAGUGAAAUGUAGACAAAGCGUUUAUCCUAAACGACGCUGUUCACAGUUUUAAAGCUAACUUUGGGUCAGUAUAUUUAGCAAGAAUAUUGAUAUAUCUCAAAAUGAUAAGUAAGUUUAAUAAAUAUGAUAAAAACCUGUUCAAAUACCAACAUAUAUCAAAUUAAAAAAAGAGCUGAAUACGGUCUGCGUAUCACAUGAAUAAGGGUGUGAUAAGAGUCUUUUAUGUAGAGAAGUGCUUUUUAAAAGAUUUUCCUUGUUACAAUUGUCGUCUGUAUAUGAAAAAUAUGCUUUUAUGACUUAUUCAGAUUGCAUAUUAAAAUGAGUACUUGUUUGCUUUGAUAUAUUUGUUAUAAAUUAUUUAACUGAUUUAUUAUAUAUGAAUAUUUUUCUUUAGUAUGGUAUGCAAAUAUUGAACUCAGUUGAAAUCUGUUCUAUUAUAUAUAUGCUAUAUAAUGACUGAAUAUCAUUACACUGAAAUGAAGGUACGCUGCAUACAGUUUAUCUAUGUGAUAUGACUACGGUCAAACUUUGCUUAUGAAACAGAAAUAUUGAAAUAAUUACAAUUGUAUGUUUUGCUUGACCUUCACUUUUUUAUAGGUGUGACGUCAUUUUCCAAAGAUUCAUGAAUAGCGAAUAUGCUAUUUGUUAAAGCGG
Messenger RNA from Mercenaria mercenaria, 3100 nucleotides. RefSeq lists its product as uncharacterized. The transcript is spliced from 6 exons. Lineage: Eukaryota; Metazoa; Mollusca; Bivalvia; Venerida; Veneridae. Bases 1 to 474 code for a protein of 157 amino acids. The record is from RefSeq and is a predicted model, not a curated record.